AUGGCGUCUCAAGCUCCGCCUUCGUCGCCAUCACCGCCCUCAGCUGCGAUUCCCGUGGCGCCCAAGCCCAAGCGAAACGCAACGGUCUACGACGCUGUAGCAGGGCGCGUUUCAUCCCAGGGCUUCAUCACAAAGCAAUUAAAUUUCGCUCCGGCACGUGAUACUACGUCCUCAACUACCGCUGCAGUACCUCCCGAAGCAGUGCUAUUUCGUCGAAAGAACGCACCGAUCAGGUUUGCUGAGCAUGAUAUCUACUUUGCCAAUGAACGGGAACCACAGUUGAAUUUGCCCGACUCCGACCUUUUGAAAGCUCUACACUGCUAUACGACCGAUUUCUACUCGCGGGCCGCGCCAGGCGGUGGUGCGAGUGAUUGGAGGAGCUUAGACGAGACGGCUUUGAUAGCCCUUGGGAUCUUGGUGGAAGAGGCUGGCCGUCUUGGAGGUGCCGCCGAUCUGGUUUUUACGGAAGGGGCGCAAAUAAUAGAGCGUCCACCUUCAGAAAAGCUCCGUGGACAGUCUUCUCGAAGCCCUCCAACUCAAUUUAAUAAGUCGGAUGACGAUCGGCCGUCCAAAAAGCGCCGGGUUAAAAGAGCCAAGGCUACCGAUAUCGACGAAUGA
This is a messenger RNA of Venustampulla echinocandica, 618 nucleotides long. RefSeq lists its product as uncharacterized. Lineage: Eukaryota; Fungi; Ascomycota; Leotiomycetes; Helotiales; Pleuroascaceae. The record is from RefSeq and is a predicted model, not a curated record. Gene Ontology annotation, biological process: nucleolar large rRNA transcription by RNA polymerase I. Gene Ontology annotation, cellular component: RNA polymerase I upstream activating factor complex. Gene Ontology annotation, molecular function: RNA polymerase I cis-regulatory region sequence-specific DNA binding. Bases 1 to 618 code for a protein of 205 amino acids. The transcript has 2 exons.